AUGACCUAUCCCGAACCUCAUAUUAAACAUAAUGGCCUUAAUAAUUCAUAUCAAAUGAGUUUGGAAUUGCAACCAACUAUUAACAAGAUUGAUAUAUGUCCAUCUGUGCUUAUCAUUUAA
Messenger RNA from Dictyostelium discoideum AX4, 120 nucleotides. RefSeq lists its product as hypothetical. The coding region runs from base 1 to 120 and encodes 39 amino acids. Lineage: Eukaryota; Evosea; Eumycetozoa; Dictyosteliales; Dictyosteliaceae. The transcript has 3 exons. The record is from RefSeq and is a predicted model, not a curated record.